Molecule: messenger RNA, 675 nt
Organism: Vigna unguiculata (cowpea)
Lineage: Eukaryota; Viridiplantae; Streptophyta; Magnoliopsida; Fabales; Fabaceae
Product: hydrophobic protein RCI2B
Cellular component (GO): membrane
Source: RefSeq, a predicted model, not a curated record
AGAUGCCACGUGAAUCUGUGGCUGUGUGUACGUGGCUUAUAAAUAAGCAUGCAGAAUUCUUCGGUUUCGUCUCAACUUACAAAUUCGGCAGUUAAAGGUUUUCGGUGUUUUGUUCAAAUCAGAAUUGUUCCUCUGCGUUUUUUGUGAGUUGCAACUCUACAGAGAAAAGCUUCCAAGUUAAGAAAUCCAGAGAGCAAAAAUGGCAGGUGACGGUACAGCUACAUGCAUAGACAUCCUUCUUGCUAUCAUCUUGCCUCCUCUUGGGGUUUUUCUCAAAUAUGGCUGCAAGGUGGAGUUCUGGAUUUGUUUGGUGCUAACCCUUUUUGGUUAUAUACCUGGGAUUAUCUAUGCUGUCUAUGCCAUCACCAAGUGAUCACACUUUAGCUUUUGAAGACAAUAAACAAAUGUCAUGGGCGUUUCUGUCAUUCAAGUCACAUAUUAGUGUUUCUUUACUGUAUCAUUGUCAAUGUCAUCCAUUUUUUUUUAUGCUCUGUUUCUAAAAUUCCUCUGUUUUUAGCUUAAGCGAGCGUGGAGUGUGUAGCUUGUAUGUAGUCUCUAGUGUUAAUCGAUUUGAAAUACACAAUUUGAUUUGUAUCAAUGGUGUUGUUCAAGUAUGUAAUGUAAAUUGUGUUAUUCUUGACUUUCAAAUGAAUAAAUUGAAAUUUUUUCUUAUGA